Messenger RNA from Pseudozyma hubeiensis SY62, 654 nucleotides. RefSeq lists its product as hypothetical. Lineage: Eukaryota; Fungi; Basidiomycota; Ustilaginomycetes; Ustilaginales; Ustilaginaceae. Gene Ontology annotation, biological process: proton motive force-driven ATP synthesis. Bases 1 to 654 code for a protein of 217 amino acids. The transcript is spliced from 2 exons. The record is from RefSeq and is a predicted model, not a curated record.
AUGGUUUUCGCCCAGCUCGUUGCCCGCUCCACCUUCGGCGCUGUACGUAUCAACGCCAUACACAUCGCUAUUGGCACUCGAAUCCGGAGCUCGAUCCGUAUCGCGAUCGCAGGUGCGAGCUCUCUCCAGCUCUGCCGUCGCUUCCAAGGGUACGCAUUGGCCAUUCUUACAGCAUUCGACCUCGCAUCAGUUCGGUCGACUGACUUCUACAAUCGAUGCUAUCAAUGUUCUGCUCUUCCUUCUUCCGCAACAGACUUCAUCCAGGAGCUCUACGUCAAGGAGCUCAAGGGCUACAAGGCUCCCCCUAAGGUGAGUUCGCAGCGCCGAACACAUCACAGACCAACACUUUCCUUGAACUGUCCUGGACUGACUCUUGUACAUCCCCACGAUCCUGAACCAUUGGCAAACAAUCAGGCCGCCGACUCUCACAAGGGCCAGGUCCGCGAGUUCCAGACCCCCGCCGCACCCAAGGCACCUGCUGUCCCCUCGUCGUCGGAACUUUCCUCUCAGCUCGAGGCGUACGCCUCCUCUGAGCCUGACCACGCCGAAGCUCCCACCACUUCUUCGUCGGAAGGUGCUCUCACCGAGGGCGGCGAUGUCAACACCUACCUCCGUGAAGCUGCUGCCGACAUCAAGGUCGAGGCUCACCACUAA